Molecule: messenger RNA, 2448 nt
Organism: Parnassius mnemosyne (clouded apollo)
Lineage: Eukaryota; Metazoa; Arthropoda; Insecta; Lepidoptera; Papilionidae
Source: the annotation of a GenBank genome assembly
CUGUUUGAGGAUUCAUUAGAUAAUAGAGAAGAAUAUAUAAAGCGUAAUUGUUAUGGUAUUCAAAAACAAAGUUUACAAUUGGAAAGCGUAAAUUAUGAGUCAAAAAUACACCAGACCCCAGAAAAUUAUUGCGAAUUAUCUCAUAAUGAGAACAGUGUUAAAUCGAAUGCAAAUGAAGACAUUCCUAACAUAAAUCUUGGAUUUGAUAUUUCUGUCCAUCAAAGUAUUUUAUCUAAAGAUCGCCAGACGGCUGAACAGAAUGAACUGUAUGUGGAUGAAAAUUUACCUCCCAAUAAACAGCAUCGCGAGGAAAGAAGAAAUUCCUUGUCAUCUGCUUCCAGUCAUACAUCACAACGUGAUUUUUCUCCUGCCUCUGACCAUGAUCCUACUUACAUACCGUUAGAAUCAUCCAGCUCCAAACAUCUACGGCGGUCAAACAGUUCUUCUUCAAGUUCAUCGUCCUGUACUACCACAUCCAGUUCCUCGUCCUCUUCCAGUUCUUCGUGUGAAAAUCCUAGCAGAGACAAUCAAGUUCCAUUGUCGGCCACAUUGACUGAUGCACAUAUUUGCGAAAAAAGCAACUGCAUCCAAGACUGCAGGCAAACUAUUGUCACACAUACGUUAGACACAAACAUCAGCGUGUCAGUUUCUCGGCCAGAGAGCUCAUUUAACCCCAUUAUAGAAAAAGGUAACAAGCUUUGUCGGCAUAAUUAUAAAAGAGGAAACAAUAAGAAAAAGACUGCACAGACUUUAAGAAAUUUAGGAAAGCAGUACAUGUCUUCAUCUUCGAAAAUUGUUGGUGAAAGAACGAUGAGUAGACCAUGUAAUGAAAAAUGUCGGCUUAAAUGUGGUGAGAAUAUUACUGAAGAAGAUCGAAAAAAAAUUUUUGACGCAUUUUGGAAUUUAGGCUCUUUAGUUCGUCAAAGAGAUUUUAUUGCUAUGAAUUUAGAAACCGUAGUUCCUAAGUAUCAGUACAAAAGGCUGAAUAGUAACAGGAAACCAAAGAAUGCUUUUCAUUUCGUGGUAAAUGGCGAAAAACUUAGAGUGUGUAAGAUAUUUUUUAAAAAUACUCUUGGUAUCAAUGAUCGACCUAUUAGAACGGUUUUGGACAAGAAAAACGAGCAAGGUAUAAUAGUUGGUGAACAAAGGGGCAAACACAAUAAUAAAAAAAGAAUUUCUGAAGAGGCUCUCAAUGAAGUACGAUGUCAUAUUAAUAGCAUACCCAGGAUCGAGAGCCACUAUUUGCGUAAACAAACUUCUAAGGAAUUUAUUGACGGUGGAAAGACAUUAUCUGAGUUAUACAGGGAUUAUAAAGCUGAGUGUAUAGAAAAAAAUAUACCAUUCGUAAAAAUACACAUAUAUAGAAAAGUUUUUAAUACAGAAUUUAACAUUAGCUUUUUCGUACCGAAAAAAGACCAAUGUGAUCUAUGUACAGCAUACAAGAAUGCGGAUAUAAAACAAGAUCUUGAAGACAAAUACCAAACUCAUUUAAAGGAAAAGAAUGAAAGUAGAUUAGAGAAGGAAAAGGAUAAGAAGAUAAAUGAAAGCAUUGUAUCUUGCUACGACUUGCAGGCGGUCAUGACUGUACCUAAAGGAGAAAUAUCAGUCUUUUAUUAUAAAAGUAAAAUAAAUUGUUUCAAUUUUACUAUUUCUGAACUGAGAAAAGAUCACACUGAAUGUUAUUUUUGGACUGAAGUAGAAGGCCAAAGAGGAGUUAAUGAAAUAGGAACUUGCGUGCUGAAAUACUUAGAAAAAAUGUCUUCAUUACAUCCAGAUUCUGAUUUCAUAUUUUAUUCAGAUAAUUGUUGUGGUCAACAAAAAAACCAAUUCAUGUUUUCUUUAUAUUUGUAUGCAUUAAAAAAUCUGCCGAUAAAAUCCAUAAUCCACAAAUUUCUAGUGAAAGGUCAUACACAAAAUGAGGGUGACGCAGUCCAUUCGACUAUUGAGAGAGAAAUUAAAAAGCUCUUAAAAUCUGGUCCAAUUUAUGUUCCCGACCAAUAUAUUGCAGCAAUAAAGAAUGCUCGGAAAAAGGGAAACCCAUACAUUGUAAACGUGAUGAGUCAUAGAGAUUUUUAUGAUAUUAAAUUACUUUCUGAUAAUAAUCUUUUAAAGAAUACGGAAGGUGAAAAAAUUAAGAUAGGCGAUAUUAAAAUUAUUAAAGUAGUAAAAUAUCUAGAUGAACAUUUUAAAGUUAAAAUGUUUUAUAAGAAUUCUUACUUAGAACAGAAUUUUAAAGAGAUUAGACUUGAAACUAAUAGGAUAGCUACUCGCAGACAACAGUCAUCACAAAAUAGGGACCAAGAUUACAAUGUCAGUUAUCAACUAAAACCUCUUUACAGUGCUAAACUUCCUUUGGCUGAAAGGAAGAGAAACGACAUCAAAUCGUUGAUUGAACAAAAUCUCAUUCCCAAAUAUUACGCAUCUUCCUAUUUUUAUAAUAUUAUUUAA